UCGCUCGGUCCGUUGCCAUCGCCUGCCCGCCCGCUCGCCCGCCCUCCUCGUCCUCAUCCUCCGAUGCUCGCAUUGUCCCCGCCCAAAAUCGAAGCUCGUGACUUGGGGUUGGAUUGUCGCACCCAAUUGUUCAGUUGCGGAAACCCAAGUUGGAAUGCGUGAGAGGCUCCGUCGCCCUCGCGGGGAGCUUGUAAGUGUAGUACCGUAGCGUGUGGCGAGGGAGGGUUUUAAAAGCCUGGGGUUGUGGAGGUGGAGGUGAAGGUGAAACAUUCCUUUCGCGAGCGACCAUGGACAUGAAUACGGAGAGCAGCGCUGCGUACAAGCGCACGUUCUUGGACUUCCUUGAUCCUGAUAUGGGUCAAGGUGUGUACAUGGAGAAAAUUCGCAAUAUGUUCAACACAUCUAGGAAACGGCUCCUUGUAGACCUUACCGACCUUCGAAACUUCGACCCCGACCUCACCCGCCGAUUGCUUCAGAGACCUGGUGAAAUGAUGCAACCAUUCACCGAAGCCCUGGAUCAAGCAGCUAGGAAUGCGAACCCAAAGUACUUAAGUGAAGAAGAGGAGGUCCUCCUUGGUUUCGAGGGUCCGUUUGGGUUUCACAGACUUACUCCACGAGAACUUCUGUCACCCUUUCUGAGCACUAUGGUGUCUGUGGAGGGCAUUGUUACCAAGUGUUCUCUGGUGAGGCCCAAAGUGGUUAAGAGCGUUCAUUUCUGCCCCACCACAGGCGAGUUCUUGAAUCGUGAGUAUCGGGAUAUAACUUCUGCGUCUGGCCUUCCAACGGGUUCCGUGUAUCCCACUCGGGAUGACCAAGGUAACUUGCUAGUAACAGAGUUUGGGCUCUGUAAGUUUCGAGACCACCAGACUAUUGCUAUUCAAGAAAUGCCAGAGAAUUCUGCACCUGGUCAGCUGCCACGUUCCAUCGACGUCAUUGCAGAGGAUGAUUUGGUGGAUGUUUGCAAACCUGGAGAUCGAGUUGCCAUUGUAGGGAUCUUUAAAGCAAUCCCUGGUGCUAACAAAGGGAGCAUGAAUGGCGUGUUCCGGACGGUACUGAUUGCAAAUAACAUAUGCCAGCUGAACAAAGAAAUCAGCGCACCUAUUUUUACUGGUGAAGAUCUUAGUAACAUCAAAAAGAUUGGAAAGAGGCAAGAUACCUUCGAUCUUUUGGCAGAAUCGCUUGCACCAUCCAUUUAUGGCCAUUCAUGGAUAAAGAAAGCAGUGGUUUUACAGCUGCUUGGAGGGAUGGAGAAAAAUUUGAAGAACGGAACUCACAUUCGCGGAGAUGUGAAUAUGAUGAUGGUUGGAGACCCCUCGGUGGCCAAGUCACAGCUUCUACGUGCAAUCAUGAAUAUCGCUCCGUUAGCUAUAUCCACUACAGGUCGAGGGUCUUCGGGCGUAGGUCUUACAGCUGCUGUCACCAGUGAUCAAGAAACAGGAGAGAGGAGGCUAGAGGCAGGGGCGAUGGUUUUAGCCGACCGCGGCAUAGUGUGCAUUGACGAGUUUGAUAAAAUGAGUGAUCUUGACCGAGUUUCUAUCCACGAAGUUAUGGAGCAGCAGACUGUUACUAUUGCUAAAGCUGGCAUUCAUGCGUCUCUCAAUGCUCGGUGCAGCGUCGUUGCAGCUGCUAAUCCUAUUUUUGGCUCGUAUGAUCGAUCGCUUACACCGACCAAAAAUAUUGGACUGCCCGAUUCAUUGCUGUCACGAUUUGACCUGCUUUUCAUAGUGCUGGAUCAAAUGGAUCCAGAUAUUGAUCGCCAAAUUUCAGAGCACGUGUUGCGGAUGCACCGAUAUCGUUCUGCCGGAGAGGAUACAGGCAUGCCAAGGGGAGCUGACACCAGAGAUGAAGACGAAGAAGCAGAACAUGCAACAGCAGUAUUUGUGAAGUACAAUCGCCUGCUUCAUGGCGAGAAGAAAGUUACUCGACAUACCAAGCGCGAUAAACUCACUACUAAAUUUUUGAAGAAAUACAUUCACUAUGCUAAGAGCAGAAUCAUGCCCGUCCUUACAGAAGAGGCUUCGGAGCAAAUUGCUCAGACCUAUGCUGAAAUGCGUAACAACGGCUCAGACAAGGGUGUAGGAGGGGGGACACUACCUGUCACUGCUCGAACGCUAGAAACCAUCAUCCGACUCUCAGCUGCCCAUGCAAAACUGAAGUUGAGAAACCAGGUUACGAAAGCUGAUGUGGAUGCAGCACUAGGUGUUAUGAACUUUGCGAUUUACCACAAGGAGCUCACGGAUAUGGAUGAAAGGGAAGCCGAAAGAGAUCGAGAACGAGAGCAAGAAGCUCAGAAGAAGCGCUCGGCAGAGAACAGUGGUGUGGAGACUCAUGAUAAUGCUGAUAAUGAGGAAGAUUUAUCAACUGAUAACAGGAGGACACCAAGGAAAAGGCAAAGGAACACUAGGAGCCAAGGCACUCCGAAGAAGGGAGGGGAUGUAGAGAUGGAAGAUGCAGAGUUCAUAUCAACAGAUGAAAGAUUAGGGACAGCUGCUUCCACCAGGCAAGAUGACGGUCUAGACAGUGAAGCUUUUGACAGUGAAGAACAAACAAAGCCUUUGAUUGAAGUAUCUCCACAGAGGGAGCUACAAUUUCAAAAUAUGUUCUCCCAACAUACAAUGACCAACCGCCUGGAGUUUGUCCAAUUGUCGGAACUUGCCUCUAUUGUGAACGCCAACAAUCCCAGACCUUUCUCUGCCGGAGAGAUUGAAUGUGUCCUGCAGAAAAUGCAAGCAGCUAACCGAGUGAUGGUUGCUGAAGACAAAGUCCACCUAAUUUGAAGGUCGAGCCUAAUAAGCCUUCUACAACUUGGUUCAAGCUUCUGUGAGACAUUCCCGGUGAUUUAUCACAGAAAAGCUUUCAACUGAAAAGUGUUUUGCGUUAUUGAAGGAAGACCUUGGUCUUUUCUUUGAACAUGACUGCUAUGAUGGAUCAUGUGUGACUACUAUGAUGGGUCACUUCCCAGUGCUGCAGAGGACGGCAGUUAGGUAUCACAUGUCUAAGGCGUGAUAUUGCUAAGAAUAGGGAUCAUCAAAACCUUGUAGCUUAUGGCACACCGCCUAUUGUCAGGCUGAAUUUUCUGUUCUGUCAAAGUAUGAGGAUCCUUCUGAGCUUGUUUGACUGAAACAAUUUGCACCAUCUAGACAGUGUGUACUACAGUAGGAAUCUGGAAUUGUACAUCUUAGAAGUUUAUGAAAUUUCCACAUUUUCAAUCUUA
This is a messenger RNA of Physcomitrium patens, 3214 nucleotides long. RefSeq names its product DNA replication licensing factor MCM3 homolog 3. Gene Ontology annotation, biological process: double-strand break repair via break-induced replication; DNA replication; mitotic DNA replication initiation. Gene Ontology annotation, molecular function: ATP binding; single-stranded DNA helicase activity; ATP hydrolysis activity. Lineage: Eukaryota; Viridiplantae; Streptophyta; Bryopsida; Funariales; Funariaceae. Gene Ontology annotation, cellular component: nucleus; MCM complex. The record is from RefSeq and is a predicted model, not a curated record.